AUGGGCUCUAACGACAUACCGCCCAGCCAUAUUCCUCUCUGGAUCGUCCCCACCUCCACCGCUCUGCUCGGCGUCGGCGUUGUCUGCUGGUGUGUGGCAUACAAGCUGAUGACGCUGGAGACGCUGCGGACGCAUGUCUACAGCAUGCCCGUUGUGGCCCUCGUCGUGAACGUAGCCUGGGAGGCUGUAUAUUGUUUUCUCGCUGUAUCAGACGCUUCUUGGCUAGAAGCUACUGGCAUCUUCGUGUGGCUCCUGUAUGACAUUAAUCUUGUCCAGGCCACGGUUCUGUAUUCUGGGGAGACACAGGACCGCUUCUCUCUGAGCCCUCGACUGCUACACAGGCUACUGCGCACGUUUGUAGCCAAAACGAUCUUGGUCGCCGUGGUGUGUCACUGGGUGAUUGCAAGCUGGUGGCUCAGCAAAGCCGGACGCGGCUGUGGCGACAAGUCGGGCAAGAUUUGGCAGGGCCUGGAUGGGUACGACACGACGGAGCUGGCAUUCUGGACAGCUAGUGUGUGCCAGCUUGUGACGAGCGUCAGCAGCCUGUCGAUGUUGUGGAGACGGCAAGACGCCCGUGGCGCCAGCAUGCCGGCACUAAUUUGGCGGACGGCUGGAUCGGUGGCCGGCCUUGGCCUUGCAAAUGGCAUCUUAUGGUGGUACUGGCCGGAGGCACACUGCUACUUUUCGCAGCUGCCGGCCAUCCUCCUGAACGGCACGGCACUCGUUUGCGACAUCACUUAUGGCUAUGUUCUGAGCCGAUAUCGGUCUGUCGAGGGGCGCCAAUGGCCAGACAAACGGAAACAAGGUGAUGCAUUUGUACCAACAGCGACCGAACGUACAUGUUAG
Grosmannia clavigera kw1407 is the source of this 846-nucleotide messenger RNA. RefSeq lists its product as uncharacterized. The coding region runs from base 1 to 846 and encodes 281 amino acids. Gene Ontology annotation, molecular function: lyase activity. Lineage: Eukaryota; Fungi; Ascomycota; Sordariomycetes; Ophiostomatales; Ophiostomataceae. The transcript has 2 exons. The record is from RefSeq and is a predicted model, not a curated record.